Molecule: messenger RNA, 1244 nt
Organism: Cucurbita maxima (winter squash)
Lineage: Eukaryota; Viridiplantae; Streptophyta; Magnoliopsida; Cucurbitales; Cucurbitaceae
Product: probable WRKY transcription factor 69
Exons: 3
Coding region: 215-1102 (295 amino acids)
Biological process (GO): regulation of DNA-templated transcription
Cellular component (GO): nucleus
Molecular function (GO): DNA-binding transcription factor activity; transcription cis-regulatory region binding
Source: RefSeq, a predicted model, not a curated record
CAAACAUAGUCUGCCAAUCUGUCACCAUGACUGCUCUUUGUAUUUAACCUCAUCUAAUUCUCUCACUCCCCCCCUUACCCAAUCUCUCCGCCCAAAUCCCAAUUCCCUUUUCUCUCUCUACUCUCAGCCGCAGGAUUGAUCGUCAUCAUACAAAUUCCGGCCACCGGGUUUCUCUCUCUGUCUCUCUCUUUGAUUAUUUGCUGUUGUUCCGGGCAUGGACCGCCGUGUUCGUACAAACCCAUUUGUCUCAGAGCAAGAAGAUCCAGAAGCCACGUCGGACGACGGCCUACCGGAGUCACCCUCCGACGACAAUGAUUCAAAACCCGCCGCCGGCCCCCCUCCCAAAAAGAGUAGAAGGGGAGUUCAGAAGAGAGUAGUGUCCGUACCAAUCGGCGACGUGGAGGGAUCUAAGAGCAAAGGGGAAGCAUAUCCACCGUCCGAUUCAUGGGCAUGGAGGAAAUACGGCCAAAAGCCAAUCAAAGGCUCUCCUUAUCCCAGGGGAUAUUAUCGAUGUAGUAGCUCCAAGGGCUGCCCAGCCAGAAAGCAAGUAGAGAGAAGCCGUGUGGACCCCACCAAGCUCGUUAUUACCUACGCUUUCGACCACAACCACCAACUCCCGGCCACCAAAUCUCACCACCACCACCACAAUUCCUCGCCGUCCUCCGCCGCGAUCGCCGCUGCACCCGACUCCUCAUCCCCGGGAAGCACUACGACGUCGUCGUCAACUUCCUCCGGCGACCAUACGAACACCGAUCCCUCAUUUCCGGCGGCGGCGAAGUUCGAGGAGGCGGCUGCGGUUUUUGCGAGUCAGCCAGAACUAGAACUCGGCGGCGACUCGCUGAUGAUAAAACCAUGCAUCGGCGAUUUUGGAUGGUUGGCUGACGUGGCAUACGAUAGAAUCCUGGAGGGCCCAAUUUGCGGGGGAGGCGACAUAUUCGACGACGCCGAUGUAAUGGUUUUGUCCACAAGAGGAGAUGACGAGGACGAAUCGUUAUUUGCUGACCUUGGGGAGUUACCCGAAGGCUCUAUGGUUUUCGGGCGACGGCGAGCGGUCCAACUGGACGGACCGAACCGGACAUGUGGCAGAAUAUUAGACUGCUAGGAUUUUUUUAGGCUUUAGUUCGUUUGUUUUACAGGAACAAGACCGACACUUUCUUUCGCUUUUAUAGCUCCACUUGGCAAUUGCCAAUUGGUCAUUGCUUUGGACACUUUACAAACAGAGAAGAAGAGAGAGAGAGAGAGAG